AUGGCGGGGCAGUCCGACCCGCAUCUCUCCCUCUUCUCGCCCUCCGAGGUGGAGUUCGUGGCCGAGGAUGAGAUCGUCGAGAUCGUCCCCAACAUCCGCAUGGAGGCCCUGAACAUGAUCUGCGGGGAUUUCGGGCCCUUCUUCCCCCAAAUUCCAAGCAAGGUCCCUCUGUGGCUUGCUGUGGCGCUCAAGAGGCGUGGCAAGUGCACCAUACGUGCACCCGAGUGGAUGACUGUUGAGCGCUUAACACAGGUGUUGGAUGCUGAAAGAGAGUCACCUAGAGAAUUUCAACCAUUACCGUUCCACUAUAUCGAAAUAUCUAAGCUUCUGUUUGAUCAUGCUCGUGAUGACAUCACAGAUGCUUACUUGGUGAGAUCUUUGAUCGAGGAUAUCAGAGAUGUCAGGUUCCAUAAGGUCGAGUCUGGAUUGGAGACAAUAUCUGGCCGUACUCAUGCUGUGAAGCUCAAAAAUCUCUCUGCAAUGGAGGUGAAUAUCGUGCGUCCAUUUAUGGUGAGAACUUUGCAGGCGUUCUACAAGCAUGAUAGCCCACAGAUGAUUCAGCAGGCAGACAACACAGGGAGCAGAUCAACACCGGUCACAGAUCGCGGUCCAAGGAGAGACCUAAGGCGCAGGUAA
Triticum turgidum subsp. durum (durum wheat) is the source of this 636-nucleotide messenger RNA. Lineage: Eukaryota; Viridiplantae; Streptophyta; Magnoliopsida; Poales; Poaceae. The record is from the annotation of a GenBank genome assembly.